ACUUCUGCUUUCGGAGCGACGCGAACCCCGGCGCGCAGCUGCUCCGUGGGGCCGCCGGUGGGGCCGAGCCGGGGGCUCCCACCAGGGCAGGAAGCCCCUUUUUGGGGUGCAGCCCACACCCUGCCACUCUCCUCGAGGGGUGCCCGCAGUCCCCCAGCCCUCGGUGGCCCCGCUCUCGGCGUGACGUCCUUCCCCCCGCGGGCUCUGCAAACCGCAGCCGCUUUUCCGCGCUCGCUCCCCGCCCCGCCCGGCCGGAGGUGCAGGCGGACGGUGCCCACGACGCCCCAGCGGGUGGGUGCCGCUCCUGGGGCUGCCCCCGGCCCCCCGUGCCAGCCCCUCGCCGGUGAGUCCUGCAGUCGGGAUCCCCCCGCGUUCAUCGGCACAGGUGAGCCCUGGAGGGAAGGGGAUGGAUUAGGACUCAGCCCUGGGGAUGCUCUGAGUGUCAAGGGGGUGCCUGAGGGUGCCACGCUCCGUGCUGGUCCCUGGGGUUUGGAGAUGUGGGAGCAUUGAGCCCCGUCUGGAUGCUGUUGGGUGCAGAUCCUCGGGAACCUCUGUACUGCCGGGAGAUGGAGGGAUUGAUGAUGGAACAAGGGGAUUUGGAGUGAGUUUGGGGUGGAUUUGCCUCUCCUGUUCCAGCACAGAGGCUCAUGGUGGCCCUGAGGAGCCCUGUGCCAGCCCGGCGGGUGGAGGGGGAGGACGGGCACCCCGGCGCGGGGGGUCUGUCAAAGCGUGGCUGCAUCCCUGUGGUUUCAUUUCCACACAGACUCAUCCCGCAACUGCCCCUUCCCGCAGCGGCCGCCUCCAUCGCGGCUGAUUUCCCAUUUCCAGACACUCAACUUCCUUCUCAAAACUUGCUCCUGGAGCAGAGCCACCCCCGCAGGUGGCGGCUGUAGCAGGCUGGGUGCAUCCUCCUUCCCCCCAAACCCGAAGGGGAGGAGGAUCCUCGGCUGGAGUGUGAUCCCGCGUUGGGGCAGUUCCACGCUCGGCAUUCUCCCGCGGGGAGCAGGACCGCGAUGUCACCUGCCCUUUCUGUCCCCUGCCCCUUCUGUCCCCUGCAGGUCCCAUGGCGCUGGGCUGGGCUGUGCUGGUGCUGCUGGUGCUGAGCCCCCUGCGGGCGUGUGGGGCUGAGCUGCCGGAGCCGGGGCUGCCCCGGGACGGGCGGUGGGUCUGGGGGGUGGCCAAGCCCCUGCCCCUCUCCCGUGGGAAGAGGGAUGACAGCGGGCAGGAGCCCGGUGCCACCGCGAUGAUCAGCAGUGACAAGAGCGAGGGUGUGUCUGUGCCACCACCAGCACCCGUCACCAAGGCCAGCCUGCUCCGGGUGCCAAGCACAGCCGAUCCCAUGGAUGAUUCCCCCGAGCCUGAGCUGCUCCUGAGCUCUGCAGCACCGGAGCCCAGCACCAACACCAGCCUGCUCCGAGUGCUUGCAGUGUCCACCACAGCCGAGCCUUUGGAUGAGACAGAUUCCCCUGAACCCGAUUUACUGGAGGACUCUGUGGCACCGGCAGCACCCAGCACCAGCACCAGCACCAGCACCAGCCUGCUCUGGGUGCCUGUAGUGUCCACCACAGCUGAUCCCAUGGGCGACACAGAUCCCCCUGAUCCCGACCUGCUCCUGAGCUCUGCCCCACCACCAGCACCCAGCACCAAGGCCAGCCGGGCACUCAUGGUGCCAAGCACAGCUGAUCCCAUGGAUGAGACCGACACCCCUGAUCCCGACCUGCUGCCUGGCUCAGAGCCCGGCACACCCUCAGCAGCCCAAAGGAGCAUCACCACCACCACCCGCAGCUGGCUCACGUCACCCAUGGAAGAGGACACAGUGACUGAUGGCCUGGACAGGAGCUCCUCCGCGGGGCCACGCUCAGCUGCCCCCCCAGCCUUCGUCCUCACCACCACGGGCUACAAGAAACCCAAGAAAUCCGGAGCUCCGCCUGCACCGACCCUCCUGGCCCCUUGGGACACGUCCGCGGUGCCCUGGGAGCCCAGCGGGGUGAUGAGCAGGUGCCUGCUGGCCAUCGUGCUGCUGGGGCUGGUGGCCGCCACCUUCGUGGUGUGCACGGGGGUGCUGGGGUCGCUGCUGUGGCGGCGGGCGCGGACGGGGCAGCGCCGCUUCAGCCGCACCGAGAUGGUUUGUAUCUCCUCGUUGCUGCCCGACGCCGAGGCGGCCGCCGGCCCCCGACCCGUCCCCGCCCGGAGACACAAGCUGCUGCUGCCCGACGGCAGCUCCGAGCCCGACGGAGACAACCUGACUCUCAGCAGCUUCCUGCCGGAGCACUCCUGAGCCGCAGGGAUGGAUCCCGCACCCCCCAGCGCUGCGGGGCCCGGUGGAGCGGCGGGCAGGGGCUCCCUGUCCCCCGGUGUUUUAACUUGGACCGGUGUGAAUGAGCUGCUCCCCGCGGCCAGCUCAGCCCUCGAGCCCCAUCCCAUUAAAGAGUUACCUGGA
This is a messenger RNA of Ficedula albicollis (Collared flycatcher), 2440 nucleotides long. RefSeq names its product selectin P ligand (gene SELPLG). Gene Ontology annotation, cellular component: plasma membrane. Gene Ontology annotation, biological process: hemopoiesis; leukocyte tethering or rolling. The record is from RefSeq and is a predicted model, not a curated record. The transcript has 2 exons. NCBI's taxonomy places the organism in Eukaryota, Metazoa, Chordata, Aves, Passeriformes, Muscicapidae. Bases 1064 to 2278 code for a protein of 404 amino acids.